AUGGCAGAAAUCAUCAUUGAUCAAGCUACACUCGACUCCGUCAAGGGUAAAGUCGUGGUGUUGGCAGGUGGUGCCCAAGGUAUCGGUGCAGCGACCGUCAGUCAAUUGUAUGAAUCAGGAGCGCACGUCUUUUUCGGAGAUUGGGAUGACAAGAGAGGUUCCAAACUCGCCGAGGAUUUGACGACCACGUCGUCAUCAUCAUCAUCGUCAUCUGGCAGUGUCACCUACUUGAAAGUCAACGUUCGAGAGUAUCAGUCAUUGCUGUCACUCUUUGAUACUGCCUACGACAAACACGGUCAAGUCGACAUGGCCAUCUGUUGUGCAGCAGUCACAGAGAGACCUGGAUAUUGGGAACCAAACAAGUUGAACCUGGAGAGUGUGAGGGAGACCCCCACAGGCAUCACGGACGUGAUUGACAUCAACCUGAACGGUACCUUAUAUUUCGCCCGUCUCGCCGUCGCUUACCUGAAAGAGAAACACAACUUUGACACCCAAAACACGACGGCCGAUAACAUCAAGUCGUCCAAAUGCAUCACUCUGGUGGCUUCGGUCGCUGGGUUCAAGGAGUCUCCCGGUUUGUUUGCAUACUCGGCCGCCAAACACGGAGUGGUGGGGUUGAUGAGGGCUUUGAGAGGUUUCAUUUCUCAACUGUACGGGUUGAGAGUUAAUGCCAUCUGUCCUUGGGCGACUGAUACCCAACUCCUCUCUGGCGUCCGUGACGAGUGGACAAAGAAUAAUAUGCCAAUGAACACCCCUAGUGACGUGGCCAAGUACAUUAUCCAAGUCACCGCCGAUCAGACGGCCCACGGAAAGGCAUUGUUUGUGACCGGUGGAAAUGCGGUCGACAUCGAAGAAGGUCUCAACAGGACUGAACCUCAGUGGCUAGGGGAGAAGAACAGUCGUGAAUUGAAUGAGGGUCAAGUCAUUUUGGGAUUGGGUAUGGAUUGGGGUCAUAACAAAUGA
Molecule: messenger RNA, 963 nt
Organism: Exophiala oligosperma
Lineage: Eukaryota; Fungi; Ascomycota; Eurotiomycetes; Chaetothyriales; Herpotrichiellaceae
Exons: 5
Coding region: 1-963 (320 amino acids)
Cellular component (GO): cytoplasm
Molecular function (GO): oxidoreductase activity, acting on the CH-OH group of donors, NAD or NADP as acceptor
Source: RefSeq, a predicted model, not a curated record